GUGAGAGUGGUUGGGGCAUGGAGUGGUGGGUACACGGGGCGUGGAGCUGACACGCAACAUGAAGCCAUGGGGAUGUGAGACAGGAGUGAAGGGGAUGUGGGACACGAGUGAAAGGUGUGGGACGUGGUGUGGCAUGUGGAGUGAUGGGGAUGUGGGAUAUGGAGAGAUGGGGCUGUCACAGCACAGAAUGGGGACAGCCAGGAGGGGUACAGGGACAAUAAGGGCCAAAAGGAUGGGGAUAUCAAAAGGGGUUGGGGCAGGUUGGGGACAGGGAGGAUGAGGAUGUGGAUGAUGGGGACAGGAUGGGAUGGGGAUGCAGACAACUGGGACAGACAGGAGAGAGAUGACCAGGAUGGGGACAAGGAUGAUAAGGAGCAAAAGGAUGGGGACAGAAUGGAGUGAUUAUAGGACUGAAUGAGAAUGGGCAGGAUGGAAAGGGGACAGGAUGGGAUGAGGACAGGAUGGGGUGGGGACAGAAUGGGGACAGCCAGGAGGAGGACAUCCAGGAUGGGAUGGGGACCAUCAGAAGGGGUUGGGGACAGGGUGGGAGUAAAAUGAGAUGGGAAUGGGGAGGGAUUAUUACAGGACAGAACAAGGGCUUCCAGGAGGGGAACAGGAGGAUGGAGACAGGCAGGAUGGGGACAGAGAUGGAAUUGUUGCAGGACAGUGUGAGGAUGGCUGGGAUGGGGAGUGGGGAGAUGAGAGGAUGGGAUUAUUACAGGACUGAAUAAUGGGGACAGGAAGGAUGAGGAUAGGACGGGAUGGGGACAGGAUGGGAUGGGGACAGAGAGGAUUGGGAAUAGAAUAGUGAUAGCAGGGCUCACUCCAGCACGGGGACAACCAGCAGAGCCCAACCACACCAGGGCCAGCCAGGAGGGGCCGCCAAAACCCCACCACCAUCCCCACCACCACCACCACCCCACAACCCCCCUCAUCCCCAUCCCAUCCUUCCGUUCCCUUCCUUUCUUUCUCCCUCCUACUGCUGCCUCCGGGAGGGGGAUGCGGGCCGUGGGGGUGCUGGGGCUGGGGGCCCUGCUGGCCUGGCUGCCCCCAGCCCACACUGACACCUUCUCAGCGCUGCGCAGCGUCCGGCAGGCACGGAGCAACGAGGGGCGGCUGCUAAGGAGGCUCCGUGCGUAUCUCCGGGAGGAGAGCGCCCGGCUCCGCCGCCUGAGCAGGUUCUAUGAGAAGGUCCGGGCGCUGCACCAGGACCCCGGAGCCUCGGUGGACAACCCCUUGUUGGCCUUCAGCCUCAUCAAGCGCCUGAGCUCCGACUGGCCCAGCGUCAUCUACAGCAACGAGGCCACCGAAAACAGCCAUGCUCUCCAUGUUGGAUUCCAGGAGUUACAAGGGGAGCUGCCUGGAGCUGAGGACCUGGAUGGGGCAGCGCGGGCGCUGAUGCGGCUGCAGGACGUCUAUGCACUCAGCGUCAAGGGCAUGGCCAAUGGCCUCUUCCAGCCCACCAGCACUGACCGCCCGCCCCUCUACAGCCCUGGCCGGCGUGUCUCACUCUCAGCUGAUGACUGCUUUCAUGUGGGCAAGGUGGCCUAUGAAACAGGUGACUAUUACCACUCCAUUGCAUGGCUGGAAGAGGCCGUCAGCCGCUUUCGCCUCUCCUAUGGCAGCUGGAACCCGGAGGAGGAGCGGGGCAGCCUGGAGGACGCGCUGGACUACCUCGCUUUCUCCUACUUCAUGGCUGGAAACAUCUCCCGUGCAUUGACUCUCUCCAAGGAGUUUCUCAACUAUGAUCCCAGCAACCAAAGGGUGACACGGAAUGUGGCCAAGUAUAAGAAGCUGCUGGCAACACAUGGGGACCGCAUGGGGACACCCCUGCAGCGCCCCAAUGCCACCCAGCUGCAGAACCGGGACGCCUACGAGGAGCUGUGCCAGGGCCUGGGGGCACAGAUGGCUCCAGAGCAGCCCUCACACCUUGGCUGCUCCUACGAGACCAAUGGCAGCCCCUACCUGCUGCUGCAACCCGCCAAGAAGGAGACGCUGCGGCUCCAGCCCUACAUUGUGCUGUACCACGACUUCGUCAGCGAUGCCGAGGCUGAGACCAUUAAGGGACUGGCGGGGCCCUGGCUGCAGAGGUCUGUGGUCGCCUCUGGAGAGAAGCAGCAGAAAGUGGAGUAUCGGAUAAGCAAGAGUGCCUGGUUGAAGGACACAGCCGACCCUGUAGUGCGGGCGCUGGAGCUGCGCAUGGCGGCCAUCACUGGCCUGGACCUGCGGCCGCCCUAUGCUGAGUACCUGCAGGUGGUCAACUACGGGCUGGGCGGCCACUACGAGCCCCACUUCGACCACGCCACGUCCAGGAAGAGCCCCCUUUACAGAAUGAAGUCGGGCAACAGGAUCGCGACGGUCAUGAUCUACCUGAGCGCCGUGGAGGCGGGUGGUUCCACUGCCUUCAUCUACGCCAACUUCAGCGUGCCAGUGGUUAAGAACGCAGCCUUGUUCUGGUGGAACCUGCGAAGGAAUGGUGACGGUGAUGGGGACACCCUACACGCUGGAUGCCCGGUGCUGGCUGGGGACAAGUGGGUGGCAAACAAGUGGAUCCACGAGUAUGGGCAGGAGUUUCGGCGGCCGUGCAGCCAGGACCCCCAAGACUGAGUGACUACAUGGGCUCAAGGAUGCAGCUCCUGCCCUGGGUGCUGUCAUUGUCACCACGGCACUGAAAAGCCACCGCAGAGCAGCACAGCCCCACUGGGGAUCAUUCGGGAUGAGAGGAGGGUGCUGCAGGGGGAGGAUGUGCUUGUUCAGCUGCAGCUUCCCUCUGGGAAUCCUGCUGGAAAUAAAAUGGAAGGAGGCCCAACUGGAGGCUGGGAGAAAUA
Molecule: messenger RNA, 2828 nt
Organism: Coturnix japonica (Japanese quail)
Lineage: Eukaryota; Metazoa; Chordata; Aves; Galliformes; Phasianidae
Gene: P4HA3
Product: prolyl 4-hydroxylase subunit alpha 3
Biological process (GO): peptidyl-proline hydroxylation to 4-hydroxy-L-proline
Cellular component (GO): endoplasmic reticulum
Molecular function (GO): iron ion binding; procollagen-proline 4-dioxygenase activity; protein binding
Source: RefSeq, a predicted model, not a curated record